Messenger RNA from Moneuplotes crassus, 626 nucleotides. The record is from the annotation of a GenBank genome assembly. Lineage: Eukaryota; Ciliophora; Spirotrichea; Euplotida; Euplotidae.
AUUUAUACUUUCAAAUGGAGGAAAAUAACCCACUUAUUUUAGACGUUGAUAAAGAAGUCAUGGAUGAUUGAUUCUACAAAGAGUCUGAGAAGAUCAUGCCUAAUGAAAGAAUCAACCAGACGCUCAAUGAUAAAGUCUGAGAUAGUAAUUUAAGCGGUAUGAAUUGACAGAGAGAGGAGAAUGAUAAUCUUAAUAAAACCGAUAUUGGCUACUCAGUAGACCAAACCGGGGAUGCUGUCUUUAGUAAAAAGAAACCACCCUUGCUGCAAUCAGCUCCUCACAGUAUUCUUGUACACCAUGGUGGUAAAACAGAAAGGAGGGAUAGGUUAGGAACUCUUAUCCGUCAUGAUGAGGAAUGAUUUGAAAGCCAAUUUACUGGAACCCCUCCUCCUCAUCGCAAGAGGAAGUCCUACAAAGUGACAUUUAAAGACAAACAGACUGGAGAUUCUUUAACAAAGAUAAAGGAAGUUGAAUCAUUUAAAAAGUAUAAUUCCGUAGAACCAGAAGCAAAGUUGUGAUGAAUUAUUUUCUAAAAAUAUUUCUGGAAUCUUAUUAAAGAGCUUUUGAUAAAGCAGUAAUAACUCAAUUUACCUUAGCCUCGGCUAGAAUAAUAAUCUUUUAUGUCA